Molecule: messenger RNA, 728 nt
Organism: Lactuca sativa (garden lettuce)
Lineage: Eukaryota; Viridiplantae; Streptophyta; Magnoliopsida; Asterales; Asteraceae
Product: H/ACA ribonucleoprotein complex subunit 2-like protein
Cellular component (GO): nucleolus
Molecular function (GO): RNA binding
Source: RefSeq, a predicted model, not a curated record
AGGUGGAUGUAUCAAAAUGUUCCGCUAAAGAAUCAGCAGCCUACCAUACCACCUCCUUAAACCCUAAAAUCAAAAGUUGCGAAAAUAAACCCUACUUCUGCUGCUUUAGUUUUGCCCCCUUGAUUUCACGAUUCAUACAGAAGAGAUGGGAGGAAGUGACAGUGAAGUAGAGAAAUCAGCACACAAGGAGAAGGAAAAGAAGAAGCUUCAGGCCUUAGCUCCAAUCGCUAAACCCCUUGCUGGUAAAAAACUCUCCAAACGCACCCUCAAACUCGUCCGCAAAGCUGCCGAACACAAAUGCUUGAAAAGAGGAGUCAAGGAGGUCGUGAAGAGCAUCAGACGCGGUAAUAAAGGGGUAUGUGUAAUUGCUGGAAACAUAACUCCAAUCGAUGUGAUAACUCAUGUUCCAAUACUAUGUGAAGAAGCAGAGAUACCAUAUGUUUAUGUUACAUCAAAAGAAGAUCUAGCAAAUGCAGGUGCUACAAAGAGGCCAACAUGCUGUGUUUUGGUGCUCCCAAAGCCAACAAAGGGAGAACUUGGAGAGGAAAUCCAGCAAAAACUGAAAACUGAAUAUGAUGAAGUUGCUACAGAAAUUACAUCACUUGCUGCAUCUAUGUUUUGAGAAUACAAUUGUUUGUAUCUUUCUUUGUUUAUGCACUUGAAUUUAUCAGUAUUAGUAUCAGGUGUUUAAAUUUAUCACCAACUCUAGCUAUCUUUGCUAUUUUAAA